AUGGUUAACGUGCUUAGAGCACGCUUGAAGGAAAUGGUUGAUGGAAAUAUUGAUAAAUCUAACACUCAAUUAUUGCUGUUCAAUAAAACAGAGAAUGAUAUUGUUAGUGAUGACUGGUUACCAAUGCGGUGGUCAGACGAAAGAAUUACGAUAGAGCAUGUUCUAAGUAGUCCAUCUCAAGAAUGGAGUGGACGAACAGGACGAAUAAACGGUGAAAUGUUGCCAGAACCUCAACAUUCGUCACGGGUAUUGAUAUGUGGGCCAGAUGGAUUUAAUGCCACUGCACACGAGCUGUUAAUAGACGCCGGGUACAAGAACGAGCAUAUUCAUAUUUUUCAAGGCUAG
This is a messenger RNA of Cooperia oncophora, 345 nucleotides long. Lineage: Eukaryota; Metazoa; Nematoda; Chromadorea; Rhabditida; Trichostrongylidae. The record is from the annotation of a GenBank genome assembly.